UCUUCAUGUGACCGUCAACUGCAGUAUUGGCCGCUUAAAAAUAAAUGUUAGGGCAUAUUUAAUAAGUACAUUUAAAAAUAUCAACAGCUUCUCUGAGUUCUCUUGCAUUUGCAGACUGCGAUUUUUUUGCGUAAGGGCAAGGAGGUCGGGGUUUUGAAUCGCGUCGUCGUGAUGGCAGAGGAGAAGCCCAAGACGCCCAAAGUAUGGAACACAGUGAAGCCAUUUGUCAAUGGCGGAGCCUCUGGUAUGCUCGCCACGUGUGUAAUCCAGCCUGUGGACAUGAUCAAGGUACGCAUUCAGCUGGGUCAGGGUUCAGGCUACCGGGUGGCAAAGAACAUGCUUGCUCAAGAGGGCGUUGGUGCCUUUUACCAGGGGCUAUCUGCAGGUCUUUUACGGCAAGCCACUUAUACGACUGCACGUCUUGGAUCUUUUAGGAUAUUGACAAACAAAGCAACUGCUGCCAAUGAUGGGAAACCACUACCACUUUAUCAGAAGGCCUUAUGUGGAUUAACAGCAGGAGCCAUUGGAGCAUGUUUUGGAAGUCCUGCAGAUUUGGCUCUUAUUCGCAUGCAAGCAGAUGCAACUUUGCCAGAGGCCCAGCGUCGGCAUUACAAAAAUGCAUUCCAUGCACUUUAUCGUAUUGUAUCUGAUGAAGGGGUUCUAGCCCUUUGGAAAGGAGCAGGUCCAACUGUGGUUAGAGCAAUGGCCCUGAAUAUGGGAAUGCUUGCUUCUUAUGAUCAGAGUGUUGAGUUCUGCAAAGACACACUUGGCUUGUCCGAAGGCGCAACUGUGGUUGGUGCCAGUGCUGUUUCUGGCUUUUUUGCAGCUGCAUGUAGUCUGCCUUUUGAUUACGUGAAGACUCAGAUUCAGAAAAUGCAACCUGAUGCCAAUGGAAAAUAUCAAUAUUCAGGCUCUAUGGACUGUUUUGUUAAAACAUUCAAGGAUGGGGGGCCACUCAAAUUCUAUACAGGGUUUCCUGUUUACUGCGUUCGAAUUGCUCCCCAUGUCAUGAUGACAUGGAUAUUCUUGAACCAAAUUCAGAAGUUUGAAAAAUCAAUUGGAAUUUAAAGUUGUAUUUGCUUGAGAACAUUAGCUCAGUUUUGUCUCCAAUAAUAGGGAACAGUUAUACCUGAUUGAAUUCUUUCUCCAUUCCCUGUCAUUAGCAUUGCCUUUUUGGUUCACAUGGAGAGCCUCAUUUUUUAGUUUCUAGUAUAUGGCCCUUGAUCUUAGUUUGCAAAUGCAGCUUCUUUGCCACAGAGUUAACUUAUCAAAGGUAACCAGCUUUUUGACGUUAGUUUGAAUAAAACAUUUUCCAGUGACGUGCUUGCGAAGGACUUGGUCCAAAAGACGAAACCAUGGUUUCAUCAUUUGCUGGCAAACACAUACCUUGGAAAAGAAAAUUUUGAAUAAAUUAUCGAUUCAGACAAAUGAUGCCAAACUGGGGUCUGCUGGUUUUAAACAAAUGAUUAACUUCAUAUUUUAGUUGUUCAAAUUGUCAAUCGUCAUGAUGAGGCCAAAGUAUGUAAGUGAAUCCACGAUUCUUUUCAAUUUCGUAGAAUGUUACUUAUGCACGAAUUUCUUGUGCCUCUUUCUAAGGCACAUUUGAAUGACAAUGUUUUUAUUGCUGUCAAGUAGGAAGCAUAAGAAGUUGAGAAAUAUUAAAUCAAAUUUAAGUUGGAACUAUGUAAAAAAGAUAAGUAAAAAAUCAACUCAAUGCUAUGUGAUCCGGUGUCAUCUUUCA
Molecule: messenger RNA, 1741 nt
Organism: Cryptomeria japonica (Japanese cedar)
Lineage: Eukaryota; Viridiplantae; Streptophyta; Pinopsida; Cupressales; Cupressaceae
Product: mitochondrial dicarboxylate/tricarboxylate transporter DTC
Exons: 6
Coding region: 172-1068 (298 amino acids)
Biological process (GO): transmembrane transport
Molecular function (GO): oxoglutarate:malate antiporter activity
Source: RefSeq, a predicted model, not a curated record